CUCCAUUGUUAAAUCGAUCAAGCCAGGGGGCAAGUGGAGCGAGGACGACACGGGAGAAAACAGGGAGAAGGGUGGUUUAUCAUUUCGUUAACAAACAUGCAGAGGGCGGUUUUCCGGUGGCUUUCUCCUCUCCGGCGAGGCAAGAACGGCUCCCCCUUCUCUGGCCUUGCCGCGGCGCAGGCAGAGGUGGAAACCCUUUCCGGGAAGAACAAUGCAGGCCUACCGAAAUUACCCCCGUUCGACUACUCUCCUCCUCCGUACGAUGGCGCCCGGACGGCUGAGAUUCUCCUAAAGCGCUCCGAGUUCCUCAGCCCUCUCUCUUACAUUUAUACAAGAAUCUUGAAUGUUGUUGAUGGCAAGAUGCAGUACUUGUAUGAUGAGGAUGGCAAGCGAUACCUUGAUGCUUUUGGCGGAAUUGCCACCGUGUGCUGUGGGCAUUGUCAUCCAGAGGUUGUUGAAGUUAUUGUAAACCAGAUCAAACGGAUUCAACAUUCUACUGUUUUAUAUCUCAAUCACGCCAUUGCAGAUUUUGCAGAAGCAUUGGCUUCUAAGAUGCCUGGUGAUCUCAAGGUUGUAUUUUUCACAAAUUCUGGUACAGAAGCAAAUGAGCUUGCCUUGAUGAUUGCCCGACUUUAUACUGGCUGUCAUGAUAUUAUAUCAAUCAGAAAUGCAUACCAUGGAAAUGCAGCUGGAACAAUGGGAGCCACAGCUCAGUCAAUUUGGAAGUACAAUGUUAUUCAGAGUGGAGUACAUCAUGCGGUGAAUCCAGACCAAUAUAGAGGUGCUUUUGGAUCUGAGGGUGAAAAAUAUGCCAAGGAUGUUCAAGAAAUUAUUGACUUUGGAACGUCUGGACGGAUUGCAGCUUUUAUUUCUGAAGCAAUUCAGGGAGUUGGUGGUAUAAUGGAAUUAGCUCCUGGUUACUUGCCUGCUGUAUAUAAAACAAUCAAGAAUGCUGGGGGCCUGUGCAUAGCAGAUGAAGUUCAAUCAGGAUUUGCACGAACCGGAAGCCAUUUCUGGGGGUUUGAAGGCCAUGGUGUUAUUCCUGAUAUAGUGACCAUGGCAAAGGGCAUUGGUAAUGGGAUACCUAUUGGGGCAGUUGUUACCACUCCAGAAAUUGCUGAGGUGCUGACCAGGCGAAAUUACUUUAACACUUUCGGCGGAAAUCCGGUUUGUACUGCUGCAGGGCAUGCUGUUUUAAGAGUGAUAGAGAAAGAAAAGCUUCAAAAGAAUGCAUCUGUUGUGGGAUCUUACCUGAUGGACAAACUCAAGAAGUUACAGGAAAAGCAUGAAAUCAUUGGUGAUGUAAGGGGAAGGGGCUUGAUGAUUGGUGUUGAGUUAGUGUCCGAUCGACAGGAAAAAACUCCAGCCAAGGCUGAGAUCUUGCACAUAUUGGAACUUAUGAAAGAAAUGGGAGUAUUAAUUGGAAAGGGUGGCUAUUAUGGGAAUGUUUUUAGAAUAACACCUCCUCUUUGCUUCACCAAAGAAGAUACAGAUUUCCUGGUUGAUGUGAUGGACGUCGCAAUGUCAAAGCUCUGAAGUCCCUUUCUGCUUCUUAUUUGAUACAUUAAGUGUUAUACCGUAAUCCCAUAUGCCUGUACAUUUAUUGCGUUGUAAGAUAUCAUUGUACUGUGGCAUCGGCCUCUUGUUUUGUAUGGCAAGUAUUCACUUAUUGAAAUGAAUCUCUCUCCCUUCCCCCUUA
Dendrobium catenatum is the source of this 1699-nucleotide messenger RNA. Its product is annotated as alanine--glyoxylate aminotransferase 2 homolog 3, mitochondrial. Gene Ontology annotation, cellular component: mitochondrion. Gene Ontology annotation, molecular function: transaminase activity; pyridoxal phosphate binding. The record is from RefSeq and is a predicted model, not a curated record. NCBI's taxonomy places the organism in Eukaryota, Viridiplantae, Streptophyta, Magnoliopsida, Asparagales, Orchidaceae.